UGUUUUAAACCACAAUGCAAACUCGGCUUUGUCUUAUAGUUAGUCGAAAUUCGUAGUGGGUUCUUCCGUCCUCUGUGACGAACUUUUGAAUCAUGAGUGCUGAAAUAGAUACGCACAUAACGAAGAAAUACGAAAUCAAAAAACGUUUGGGAAAAGGAGCUUAUGGAAUUGUCUGGAAAGCUAUCGAUCGACGAACGGGAGAAGUCGUUGCUGUCAAAAAGAUUUUUGACGCUUUUAGAAACCAAACUGACGCUCAGAGAACCUUUCGUGAGAUAUGUUUUCUUCAGGAAUUUGGAGAUCACGACAACAUCAUAAAACUGCUAAAUGUAAUAAAAGCAGAUAAUGAUAAAGACAUCUACCUUGUAUUUGAAUAUAUGGAUACUGAUCUUCACAAUGUAAUAAAGAAAGGAAACAUUCUUAAAGAUAUACACAAAAGAUAUAUUAUGUAUCAGAUAUCUAGGGCAGUUAUGUACCUACACUCCGGAAAUGUCAUACACAGAGAUCAGAAGCCAAGUAAUGUCCUUCUGGAUUCAGAGUGUUUCGUCAAGAUGUGUGACUUUGGCCUAGCUAGAUCAGUAACUAGUAUGACGCAAGAAGCUGGUGAUCCUAGUUUAACAGAUUAUGUGGCAACACGGUGGUACAGAGCUCCUGAAAUUCUGCUGGCAUCACCGAGGUAUACAAAGGGCGUAGAUAUGUGGUCUCUAGGAUGUAUUUUGGGAGAGAUGCUCCUAGGAAAACCAAUAUUUCCAGGAACAUCAACUUUAGAUCAAAUAGAGAAAAUUAUGACAAUAAUCCCCACUCCUUCUAGACAAGAUAUUGACAGCAUCAAGUCACAGUAUAGUUCAUCAGUGUUAGACAGAAUGGCCUGUAAACCUAAGAAAAGUAUAGAGGAAAUCCUUCCAAAUGCACCACCAGAUGGAAUUGAUCUGUUGAAAAAAUUACUUCAGUUUAACCCUGAGAAGCGACUGACAGCAGAGCAGGCUUUGAGUCAUCCAUAUGUAGCAAGAUUCCACAAUCCUGAAGAAGAACCAUCAAUGGACUAUGAUGUGAUUCCUGCCCUGAAUGACGAUGUUCAGUUAAGCGUGGAGGAGUAUCGUGUUAAACUUUAUGAGAGUAUCAUUCAGAAGAAAACCACCAUCAGAAGAAAAAGAAGGGAGAUUUUACUCCAAGAUCAGAAGCAGAAACAUGCACAAGCUGCUGAGCAAGCAAGGCAACAGGAAAGGGAGUCUCAGCCUCUCAAACAAGUUGAAAACUACACGUCCCAUACUUCAAGCAUGACACAGGUACACCAACCCAUACACAGCUCACCAGUCAAAUCACCUGUCCAUAGGAGUGAGGGAGUGACUGUAGCUUUUGGAAGAACUACCAAGAUACAACACCAAAGAUCACCAUCUGCUGGAAAGAGUAUGGUGAGAAGGCACAGCUUAGAAAAUGACAGUGUUAUGUCCCCACCAAGGCAAAACCCAGCAGGACGUGCAAGGCCCAUAUCUGCACAAGUCAAGCCAAAGAACACCAUCAUCACACGCAGUAAUAGUGCUGACAAACUUCUACAAGUUACAAGUGCUCGCUUGGUUCCAGCUCAAAGACCUCCAUCAGCUAAAACAAUACACAGACCUGCAAGGAAACCUGUCCCAAAUCCCAAUCAAAGUCGAUCACCAUUUGAAAGUUAUGCACAAACACAUGGAACAAUAUCAAAAAGCUCACUAAAAUCUUUACAAUCCAGAGUUUGGUAGAUUUACCUUCUGUAGGCUCUUAUACAAUUGAACCAUUUUGUUUCAAAUUUCUUGAUUGCUUUCCUGAUGUUAUCUGCAGGGAACUUUUUACUUAAUUUAUUCAGUGUGCAAGUAUAAUGAAAAAAAUUAAUCAAUUUAUGUAGAUUUGCAUCUUGCUAACUCCUUUCUACCACAGCUUUAUAUGUUAGUAAAUUUCUCUUUGAAAACCAUUUUAUGUCAAUUAUUAUAUAAAUCAAAUUGUAAAUAAAUUUUGGCAGCAGCUACAUGAUUGUAAAAAUUAUUGUAAAAUCUCUUAAGUAGCUGCUAAAUUGAUAAGUGAUUACAACAAAGCAUUUUUUUGUCAGCAGUCCAGAGUACUACUUUGCCAUAUGACAGGUUCGAUUUGAAAACACAUCUUUUUCCAGCUAGUAUUUAAAUUUUCAGUUUAGUUUAAAGAUUUUGAUAGUAUUACAAAUUGAGUUAGAUAACUUUGAUAUUUAAAAAACAUCGUUUUUCUUAGAAGUAUUCAAUCUCUAAUAUGGUGCUCCCAUGUUGGAGUAACUUAAGGGUAUACAAUUACUAAAGGGUAAAGCUAAGAAACAAAUACUUAUGCUAAGAAGUAGAUAAUUUAAAUAUCAUUCUCUUCAUCUGCAUGUUAUAUAAGCCACCAGUGCAAUCAGCAAGUUCCCUUGUAAUUUCUGUGAAUAGUGAAUUAUAUUUUAGAAGAGCAAAGAUGGAGGAUUUGUACAUAUCACUUCUGUUUCAUAUUUUUGUCUUUCUUGUAUAACUAUGGAAACAGCAGAGGAUUUAUUGUCAACUGUGGAUUUGUCAAAAAUAAACUUUGAAAGCCUGA
Messenger RNA from Stylophora pistillata, 2565 nucleotides. RefSeq names its product extracellular signal-regulated kinase 2. NCBI's taxonomy places the organism in Eukaryota, Metazoa, Cnidaria, Anthozoa, Scleractinia, Pocilloporidae. Gene Ontology annotation, molecular function: ATP binding; MAP kinase activity. Gene Ontology annotation, biological process: protein phosphorylation. The record is from RefSeq and is a predicted model, not a curated record.